Molecule: messenger RNA, 1299 nt
Organism: Lasiosphaeria miniovina
Lineage: Eukaryota; Fungi; Ascomycota; Sordariomycetes; Sordariales; Lasiosphaeriaceae
Product: glycoside hydrolase superfamily
Exons: 3
Coding region: 1-1299 (432 amino acids)
Biological process (GO): carbohydrate metabolic process
Cellular component (GO): extracellular region
Molecular function (GO): chitinase activity
Source: RefSeq, a predicted model, not a curated record
AUGUUCAACUACAAGACGACUCUGGCCGUUGCCGCUCUCGCCGCCUCGCCCGUCUUUGCCAGCGCCCCGGCGCCCCCCGUCGUGGCCUCGGAACCCAUCGUCAACGUUUAUUUUGGCCAGACUGGAACGCAGGGCCUUGGAGACUACUGCGAGCAGGGCACCGGCUUCGAGUAUGUUACGGUGGGCUUCGUCAACAGCUCGCCUGAGCACGACCCGUCGGGCUUGAACUACGCCGGCACCAACUUUGCCGCCCACUGCGAUGCGCCUCUCUACACGAACUCCAAGAACGGUGUCAAGUCGAACCUCCUGAGCUCGUGCACGUACCUUGCCAGUGACAUCGCCAAGUGCCAGAGGCUGGGAAAGAAGGUUCUCCUUUCGAUUGGUGGUGUGUUCAACCAGAAGACGUCCAACUACGAGAUUUCCGGCCCGGCCAAGGGGAGGGAGUUCGCCGACUUCGUAUGGGGCGCCUUUGGCCCUUACAAUUCCAAGUUUACCGGCCCCCGCCCCUUUGAUUUUGGUGGCAACCGUGUCAAGUUUGACGGCUUCGAUUUCGAUAUUGAGACAAAAUUUGAGGACCAGUCUGGCUACAUUGCCAUGAUCAAGAAGCUUCGCGAGUUGACCGAUGCCGCCACCGGCACCUAUCUGAUCACCGCGGCGCCUCAGUGCCCCCUCUCGCCGUCUCAGUAUUUCCAGAUGGACAACAUCAUCAAGAGCUCCGUCUUCGAUGCCCUGUUCAUCCAGUUCUACAACAACGCACAGUGUGAGGCCUCGAACGCUGCCGGCUUUAACUACAAUGCCUGGGAGACCUACCUUACGGGCACCCAGAGCAAGAACGCCAAGAUUUUCAUUGGACUCCUCGGUACUUCGGACCCCAAGCUUGGCUCCGGAUACGUGGGGCCAGACGCUGCUGUCACGCUCAUCAACAAGUACAAGGGCAGGGCGUCGUUCGGAGGUGUUUCAAUCUGGGACGUGAAUCUGGCUAGCGCCAAGGUUAAUGGCGGCAAGAAGACGUACUAUGAGUUCAUCCACGACUCCAUGUGCGGCACCCCGUCCGUGACCACGACCGCCACCACGAAACCCGCUACCACGACCACGAAACCCACAACGACGACUGCUUCGCCGACUGCCUGUGUCACGUGGUAUACAGUUAAGCCUGCCGGCCACGACUACAACCACUGCGCCGACCACGACUACGACGCCGACAACCACCACUACCCCGACUACCACCACUACGCCGACUACCACCACUACGCCGACUACCACCACUACGCCGACUACCACCACCACUGCGAUCACUAG